Messenger RNA from Chelonoidis abingdonii (Abingdon island giant tortoise), 524 nucleotides. Its product is annotated as galectin-1-like. Gene Ontology annotation, molecular function: lactose binding; laminin binding. Lineage: Eukaryota; Metazoa; Chordata; Testudines; Testudinidae. The record is from RefSeq and is a predicted model, not a curated record.
AGGGCUGGUGGAUGAGUUCCUGGGGGGUGCUCACCUCUCCCCUUCCCCCACCCCCAGGGGAUGGUUCUGACCCACUUGAAUGUCCAUCCUGGCGAGUGCAUCGCAGUGAAGGGCACGGUGCCACCGGAUGCCAAGAGCUUUGCCCUGAACAUGGGCCGGGCUGGCUCGGACCUGGCCCUUCACUUCAACCCCCGGUUCGAGAGCCACGGGGACACCUGCAUCAUCAUCUGCAACUCGCUGCAGGGUGGGGAGUGGGGGGAGGAGCAGCGGGAGCCGGACUUCCCCUUCCAGCUGGGGCAGGAUGCCAAGAUCUGCAUCUCCUUCAAUGACCAGGAGCUGACAGUGGCGGUGGCGCUGCCGGGGGAGCAGCAGCUCAAGUUCCCCAACAGGCUGGGGCUGGAGGCCAUCGAAUUCUUCUCUGUGGAGGGAGACUUCAGGGUCAAGUCCAUCAAGUUCAAGUAGCUCCUCCCCUUCCCUGCUGGCUCCUCCUCUUCUCUGCUGGCUCCACCCCCCAUGCAGAGUUA